AUGGCCGAAUUAAAAAAGACACCCCAGGCCAAAGACGCCUCUCCUACCAACGCGCUCAAGCGUCGUUCACCUUCCAAGGACAAGGCCUCUUCUGCGACCGUCUCCGAGCCGCCGACGAAAACUUCAAAGAAGCGUAGAAAAGUCAAUCAUGCAUGCAUAUACUGCAGACGUUCGCACAUGACCUGCGAUCUCCCUCGUGAAAGUAUCAAAAAGUCAAAGUCGGAGCCUGAAAACCCUGAAGCAGAGAGUGAGACUCCUAAGAAUGGAACAUCCCACUCCGAUACCGCUUCGAGCGUCGUCCCCCAGCAGACCAGCGCCCCAGAUGCAGGGCUUAACCUGGGGCCGCCGCUCCUCCCUCCUAAUAGAGUUGACAGCACAACAUCAGUCGCCCCAUCUGACGCCGUAUCCGCGCCACAGCUGUCGUCUCUGACCUCUACUAGUCAGCCCUUCCUGAACUACGAUGACUUGUUCUCCUCGUCCCAAAAUAAUUUCCAGGACAUGCACCCCUCCUAUAUGUUCAACACACCCGAAGUCGGUAAUGAGUAUAAUCUGCUCAACGACUUUCUCAAUAACAGCCUCAUGGACGACGGCGCCUUUUACGGAGGUGGGGAUUUCCACACCCUAUUCUCCGAUGCCUCUUUGAUGAACUCCUCCAUGGGUACCCUUACCAACAACUCCACCUUCAACCCGAAUGCGUCGAGAAACGCUCAGUUGCUGCCGCCACCUGCGCAAACGGCUUCCAGUAAUGAGAUUCGGCAGCCACCAAGCCGUCUUCCCAUUGACAAGGCACGGGAAAGGUACCUAAUGACAGCUGCCGACCCUGCUGGCUCAAGCUCAGACAGUCCCGAAGAACGCAUGAACAAGUAUCUGAAAGCCAAGAUGGAUGCAGGCCUUUUGAAGCCUUUCAAUUACGUCAAAGGCUAUGCCCGAUUGAACCAGUACAUGGAACAGAACUUGCAGCAGAUAUCGCGCGUACGGGUGUUGCGCCAGCUGGACAGAUUCCGACCAAAGUUUCGUGAGCGAAUGGAGAAGCUGACUGACGUGGAUCUUGUGCGCAUUGAGAUGUGGUUCGACAAGAGCCUGAUGGAGUAUGAUCGCGUUUUUGCGAGCAUGGCCAUACCCGCAUGUUGCUGGCGGAGAACCGGCGAGAUCUAUCGCGGAAACAAGGAGAUGGCGCGGCUCAUUCACGUACCGAUGUCAAAGUUCCGAGACGGCACCAUCGCUUUACAUGACAUCAUCGCUGAGCCGUCGCUGGUGUCGUAUUGGGAGAAGUUCGGUGCCAUCGCCUUCGACCACACCCAAAAAGCUAUCUUGACUAGCUGCUCCCUCAAGAACCCGGAUCCCAAAUCCAAAGAUCCCGAGAUACGAUGCUGCUUUUCCUUUACGGUCAAGCGCGACAUGUGGAAUAUACCCGCCUUGAUCGUAGGCAAUUUCCUACCCAUUACCGAUGCCACAUCCGGCCCGUUACCGGCUGCUUAG
Molecule: messenger RNA, 1479 nt
Organism: Cucurbitaria berberidis CBS 394.84
Lineage: Eukaryota; Fungi; Ascomycota; Dothideomycetes; Pleosporales; Cucurbitariaceae
Exons: 7
Coding region: 1-1479 (492 amino acids)
Cellular component (GO): nucleus
Molecular function (GO): RNA polymerase II transcription regulatory region sequence-specific DNA binding
Source: RefSeq, a predicted model, not a curated record